Oncorhynchus gorbuscha (pink salmon) is the source of this 9808-nucleotide messenger RNA. RefSeq names its product striated muscle preferentially expressed protein kinase-like. The transcript has 35 exons. NCBI's taxonomy places the organism in Eukaryota, Metazoa, Chordata, Actinopteri, Salmoniformes, Salmonidae. Gene Ontology annotation, biological process: protein phosphorylation. Gene Ontology annotation, molecular function: protein binding; ATP binding; protein kinase activity. Bases 16 to 8412 code for a protein of 2798 amino acids. The record is from RefSeq and is a predicted model, not a curated record.
GAUGUGUCUUUGUGUAUGACCCCUUGGAAUGCAGUGACUUGGAAGAAGAGUAACGUUCUGAUAAGGAGCAGCCCGUCCCAUGUGGUCAGGGCUGAGGGGGAGCAGCACUCCCUACUGAUAACCCAGAUGAGGUCUGGAGACGCUGGGACAUACUGCGUCACCGCUGUCAACGCGGCCGGGAAAGCAUCCUGCAACGCCACGCUCUACAUCAAAUCAGAGCUGACCCAGGUGCAUGGUGGGAAGCCGAGCAGCUUGCCCCUGGUGGAGGUCACGAGUCCCCUCCAAUCAGACGAGGAGUACCUGAGCCCCCUGGAGGAGGUCAUGGAGAUUGGAGAACCACUCUCACGAGGGGUGGGGCCACAGUCUAAAUACGCCUUCUUCAAUGAUCCUCCCUCCUUUCAGGCAGCACUGAAUGACCACGGGGUGACAGAGGGACAGGAGGUUACCAUGUCUGUUAAAGUCAGAGGACAGCCUAAACCUAUGGUGUACUGGCUGAGGGACAAAGUGACCCUAAAAACCAAUGGCAGAUUCAUUGUGCGUGAGACAGAGGACGGCACCAGUGAAAUGAUCAUCACUUCAGCACAGAGAUCUGAUGCAGGACUCUACACCUGCAAGAUCAUCAACGAAUACGGAACCAAGCAGAGCGAAUGCAAACUAGAGGUCAAAGCCUCCCCGGCACAGGAAGCCCUGGCCAUCAUCAGAGAGGUGCGAGACGUGGCGGUGACGGCCGGAGAGUCGGCCAUGUUUGAGUGUCACAUGACUGGGCCUCUGGAUGUGGAGGUAGACUGGCUGUCCAAUGGGAAACUGGUUCAGCCGGCACUCCUCAACUGCAAGAUGACCUUUAACGGGAAGAGGUGCCGGCUGCUGUUAAACUCAGUACAUGAAGACGACAGUGGAACCUACACCUGCAAGCUGAGCACUGCCAAAGAGGAGUUGACCUCCAGUGCCCACCUAAAGGUCACUCCCUCCAGGGAGCCCCUGUUCACCCGCAAGCUGGACAUCCUGGAGGUCAUAGAGGGUCGCACCGCCCGUUUUGAUUGCAAGGUCAGCGGGUCCCCACCUCCCAUCGUUACCUGGAACCAUUUCGAGAACCCGGUGGAGGAGAGUGAGAAUGUGCGUCUCCUGCAGGAAGGAGGCCGUUACUCAUUGGUCAUCACCCACGUCAGCAGCGACACGGAGGGCUUCUACACAGCCGUCGCUAAGAACGCACACGGAAAGGCGGAGUGCACAGCCGAACUCUACACGCAGGAACCGCGACCCGCGAUCUCUUCUCACAUGGCGAAGCUGGAGAAGAUGCCUUCCAUCGCUGAGGAGCCGGAGGUUCUGGAGAGCGAGGUGGAGCAGGAGCAGAGGACCAUGCCUGACUUCGUCAAGCCCCUGGCUGACCUGGAGAUGAUCGAGGGGAAGGAGGCGGUGCUAAAGUGUAAGGUGGCGGGCCUGCCCUACCCCACCAUCGCCUGGUACCACAACGGCAAGAAGAUACACAGCACAGACGACAGGAAGAUGACCCAACACAGGGAUAUCCACAGUCUGGUCAUCCGCUGUGUGUGUCACGGCCACGGGGGCGUCUACAAGAGUGUCAUCGCCAACAAAGUGGGGAAGGCAGCCUGCUACGCACACCUCUACGUCACAGGUAUGGAUGGGGACCAUCCACCAGCAAUCACAGCAACAGAUAUUGUUCCUGAUCCCCCCGAUGGUCCUCCAGUGGUAGAGUCCAUAACAGGGAAGACCAUAACACUCAGCUGGAAGAAACCAAAGAGGCUUGACUCUUCCAUAGAUGGCAGUUCUUUGAUGUAUGCAGUGCAGCAGCAGCCUCUGGGUUCCAUCCAGUGGAGCAUCAUAGCCUCCAACCUGAGAGAGACCACCUACACAGUCACCGGUCUCUCCAAGGGAGUCCGCUACGCCUUCAGGGUCCUAGCGGCCACCGCCAAGCUCCUCAGCAAACCCUCCCACUCCACUGACCUUGUGCAGCUCAUGGAUAGAGGUCCCUAUCAGAGGAAAGCUCCCAUCAUCCUGGACAAGCCUGACGUUGUGUACGUGGUGGAGAACCAGUCCGUGAGCAUCACCCUCACCCUUAACCACGUUAAUGCUGUGGUCACCUGGAAGAGGAGGGGAGUGGUUUUGCUCAACAAGCCAGGGAUGUUUGAGAUGAGCAUGCCAGACGACGACCAACACACCCUAAAGAUCCAGAGGGUGAAGAGCACUGACACCGGUCAGCUGGUCUGUACAGCCAACAACCAGUUUGGCAGCGACCUCUGUACCAUCCUACUGGCCAUGGCAGUGCGUCCUAAAUUUGAGUCCAUCAUGGAGGACUUGGAAAUACAUGUAGGAGAGACAUCUCGCUUUGCUGUGGUUGUCGAGGGACAACCUGAUCCUGAUAUUCUGUGGUACAAGGAUGACACUCUGCUGUCAGAGAGCAGUCACUUCACAUUUGUGUACGAUGAUACGGAGUGUUCCCUGGUGGUGCUGAACGCCCGGCCUGAGGACUCAGGGGUGUACACCUGCACCGCCAAGAACCUGGCUGGGCAAGUCUCCUGCAAGGCUGAACUCACCGUCCACAAAGUGAGGAAGGAGGUGGAGGAGCCCAUGGAGGAUGAGGGGUCCAUUUUGAGGAAGAUGCGGAGGCUGACUGAUUACUACGAUGUACACAAGGAGAUAGGACGUGGAGCGUUCUCCUAUGUGAAGAGGGUGUCUGAGAAGAAGGGGAAGGUGGAGUACGCAGCCAAGUUCGUGUCUGCGAGGGCCAAGAGGAAGGCCUUGGCCCUGAGAGAGAUGAACCUUCUGUCAGAGCUGAACCACGAGAAAAUCCUCUACUUCCAUGACGCCUUUGAGAAGAAGAACAUGGUUGUCAUCAUCACUGAGCUAUGCCAUGAGGAACUUCUGGACCGACUGACCAAGAAGACUACUGUCAUGGAGUCCGAGAUCCGGUCCAGUAUUCAGCAGGUGCUUGAAGGGGUCAGCUACCUUCACCAGAAAGACAUUGCUCAUCUUGACAUCAAGCCUGAGAACAUCCUGAUGGCAGGCCGACACAGUGACAAGAUCCGCAUCUGUGACUUUGGCAAUGCCGUCAAGCUGGGGACCAAUGAAGCCCACUACUGCAAAUACGGCACUCCGGAAUUUGUUGCUCCGGAGAUCGUUAACCAAACGCCGGUCUCCAAGGCAACAGACAUCUGGCCUAUUGGGGUUAUCACUUACCUAUGUCUGACUGGUGUGUCUCCUUUUGCUGGGGAGAACGACAGAUGCACCGUCCUCAACAUCAGGAACCAAAAUGUGGCUUUUGAGGAGAGUAUGUUUGCUGACCUCUGUAGAGAGGCCAAGGGAUUCGUCAUCAAACUGCUGGUGGCUGACAGACUGAGGCCUAACGCUACAGAGAGCCUUCGCCACCCCUGGUUCAAGAUUUCAAUAAAAGACAAGAGCAUCAACACAGCGAUCCUAAAACAGGUCUUAUCUCGAAGACGUUGGCAGCGUUCCCUCAUCAGCUACAAAUCCAAGAUGGUGAUGCGCUCCAUCCCUGAGCUUCUCAACGACUCGUCCAACCACAUCUCCAUCGCUGUGGCCCGUCACCUCAAAGAGGGAUCGCCCCCACCCUCCUCAUCCUCUGACUCAGACGAAGAUGUGGACGAACUCCCCUUCAUCCCCAUGCCUCUAUCCAUGGUCUUCUCCGGCUCCAGGGUCUCCCUCAACGAGAUACCAGGUGACGAGGACGUCACAGGACCGCCUUCCAGGGACAAUGGGACAGUGGAAGGGGCGUGGUUAACCCGGCACAGGGAACAGCCCAUAGAGGAGGUGGUGUCCAAAAAGGAGGCCAAGGAAUUAGGAGGAAGCAGAGGAACGAGAAAAAGGGUAACAACCGAGGAAGAUGGUGGGUCUUCGGAAGAGGAGAAGACUGCAGUGAGAACGAAGAGAGUCCCCCUGAAGAAGGGCUCGAGUGUGGAGGAGGAUGACACUCAGACGAAGUCCCGGAGAUCGACGAUGAGGAGGGGCAGUUCAGCUGACUCGGCCCUGCUUCUCCACAUUGAGCCAGAGGAGGGAGCUGUGGAGGAGGGAAAAGAAGACAACGGUGAAAAAAGCCUUAAAAAGGCAGUUUCCAUGGAGCUACCAAAUCGGAGCCCCAGUCCUGGGGCGGCUAAGAUGAGCCAGGAGGACUAUGCCCUCAAACUGGAGCUGAUGAGACAGAGGCUACUGAGGGGAGGCAACAGCAAAAGCGGCCUGCGAGGUCCCCUGCUGGAGACCCUAGGAAUGGACGACGAGAGGCGAACCUCAUCCCUGGACCGACACUUGAGGAGAUCCAGGGUGGGGGCGCCAGAGCGGUCGCUGGCCAGAGCAGCCUCUACCGAAUGUGCAGUGGAGGACACAACCAAAAUCAAAAUGUUCCAGAAGAGUUCCUCUUUCAGUCAGGGAGACUCGGAGCCGAUGCCCCUACACCGGCAGUUUGGAGCCCCCUUAGAGAUCCCCACUAGCACAUCUAGCCAGAGCACUGAGAGGAGAGACAGUGCUGAAAGGACCCAGAGCAUUGAGAGGAACGCACAGGGGAAAGACCUCCAGGAGGCCACUUCCAUAUCAGCAAUUACGGAGCAGACCAGGCUGGAUUCCAGACCUUACUCUCAUGUGCCCUCCACCUCCAUACAGCCCACCCCAGUCAAAGAGGACCAAGGAGUGAGGGAAGAGAAAAAACAAGAGGAGAAGAAGAAGAGCAAGUCUGAGGAAACUUCUGAAAGAGAUGAAGAGAUGGAGAGAAGGACCAAAGCACAGGAGAGGGUUGAUAGACACGAGUCGAAGAGGGAGAUUUCCCAGGGCAGGUCUCCUACUGUGUUAGCUCCUGUGAUUGUCAUAGAGGAGGAGGAUACUGAGGAAGAUGAAAGAAAGUUAAAUAAAGAAGAGGUGAAAGCAAAAGGUUGUGAUUCUCCAGGGGUUACGCUUACAGGAAAAACGUCUGCGUAUGCCAACGUGAUGCAAACUAUUGUAGUACCAUCUGGAAAACCUGACAGCAGCCGGAGAUCUCAAUCUACACCUAGCCUCACAUUUCCUGAACACCCUGCCGUCUUCGCCAAGGUGGCCACCGAACGCCCAACAAGCCCAACCAUCUCGACUAGCUCGUCUAUGGUCCCAGACCGCCCCACCACCCCACGCCAACCUACCACGCCACUCAGAACAGAUAUCAAGGACAUAGACUCGGAGGAAGUCUUUGAAUCCAGGUUCAAGAAGCGUGAGUCAUCCCUUACCCGUGGGCUCCGGAGACUUACCAGGACCAAAUCAGAAGAGAAGUCCCCGACCCUUCCCCGUAAGACAGGCGAGGGUGAGGAGGUAUACCGGCCGGGGCGUCUGGGGGCUCCGCUUGAGAUGGUGCCCCAAGGAUUGCAGGAGAAGUCCAAGUCCGUCCAGGACUUGAGGGAGGUGGAGAGAGACACAGGGUCCCUGGCCAUCAUUGGACGGUUUUCCAUGCGCACCAAGAGGACCCCGUCCAUAGAUAAAAAGGAGGAGAAGUCAAAGGAGACUGAGCCUGCGUCCAGUAAGCGCAGGGUGUCCUGGGCCAUAGGCCGCAGUAAGAGUCUGGACACGACAGAGCUGGACAAUAUUGAGGCUCGGAGAGAGCAGGCGGUGAGAGAACGCAAAAAGAUGGAGGAGUCGUCUGUCUUCGCCAUGCGGCGGAAGUUCGAGAACAAAGUAGCGGGUAUCUCAGCCAGUUUGAGGAGCAAGUCAGAGGAAAGGAAGGAGGAGAAAGAGGCCAAGCGGCGCGUGGAGGAAGAGAAAAGUCGGAAAGAUGCAGAAGAAAAGGAUUUUAAGAAGGUCAGUGAUUCCCCCGUCUUGGCGAUGAGGAAGAAGUUUGAGAACAAGGUGGCAGGAAUUUCUGGGAAAGUCCGAAGCCAGUCAGAGGAUAGAAAAGAGAUGGAGGAAGAGAAGCCAGAGGGAAAGAAAACUCCACUGUUUUCCCGUCAUCGACAUUCCCAGUCCGAGGGAAGAGGUCUCAAAGAGAUGGGGAUCCCAGAGAAUCAGAUAGCCAAACAGACAAACAAAGAAUCCAAAGUGUCCAAGGAAUCCAUUGGGUCUGCUUCAAGCCUUCAUUCCGAAAAGUCAAAAAGUCAAAAGUCGCUCACUCCAGAGACUGACAGGCGGUCGCGGUGGGACAGGUGGGGUCUGGGCAGGAGCAGGAAGGAUAAGACCCCCUCUCAGACUGACCUCCCCUCAGCCAAAGAUGAGGGGUCAUCAGGCAGCCUGCAGUACUCCCGCACUUCCUCUAACUUCCCUCCUGUGUUCCACAUCAAGCUGAGGGACCACGUCUUAUUGGAGGGUGACCCUGUCACUCUUAGCUGCCUCCCGGCUGGCAGCCCCCACCCACAAAUCAGCUGGACUAAAGAUAAGAGACCACUGGAGAUGGACGACAGGAUGAGUCUGAUCUCCUGUCCAGACGGCAGGCAGCUCGUUACGAUCAUGAAGACCAGCAGGAGGGACGCAGGGCUCUAUGAGUGUGUGGCCAGUAACCCCUUAGCCAGCGUCACCAGCUCCUGCACACUGUCCCUGGCCUGUGUCCCCAAAAGGCCAGGCACCCCGGAGGUUCCCCAGACGUACAACAACACAGCCCUGGUGCUAUGGAAACCAGCCGACACCAAGCCCCCCUGUAGCUACUCUCUGGAGAGGAAGACAGAAGGUGAUGCCAACUGGCUGAUCAUAGCGACUGGAGUGGCUGACUGUUACUACAAUGUCACAGACCUGCCACCAGGGGGCGCCUUUAGGUUCAGAGUGGCCUGCGUCAACAAGGCAGGACAGGGACCCUACAGCAACACAUCGGACAAAGUCAGCCUGGACUCAACAGUAGGCGUGUCCUCUCCAGCAGUGGCCAUUGUGAAGACAAUCUCCUCACCUCCCUCCCACCCUGCCCCAGCAGCUACCACCUUAGUGACUGUUAUCCCAAAGGUCAAACCAGCAGUAAUGCAACCUCCUGGUAAAACGGUGUCCACUGUCUCUCCCUCUUCACCCUCCCUUACACAGAACUCUCUAACCUUCCCUGCUCACACCGCAGCUCUCUCUCCCUCUACACCUUCGGCCCCCGCCAGCCCUGCCAUCACAACCCCUCCAACUGAACCCCUGACGGUCGCCCCUCCAACUCUCCCCUCCCCGCCUGUAGUCAAACCUCCUCCCUUCGUCCUCCCCAAACCCCAGAGUCCUGUCAACGUGGUCCCACCCAUGACCCAAACCCCGCCCAUCUCUCCCCCUCUCCCUCUCGUUACACCUCCUUCCACCCCCACCAAGCCCGUCAUGGCAUCCGUUCCUACCUCCACCUGUGCCGCCACUGCCCGUAUGGCCCCCAGCCCCCUCCCGGCCCCCUCCUUCUCCCCCCAAGUGCUCCAGGUCAGCAGUCUGAGCCCAAUAGGGGAGGGGCGGGGCACCCCUGUUCGAGGGACCCCCAGGGACCGCACCACACUCAAGCCGGGUGAGACAGCUCUACGACAGGGAGUCCCACAGAAGCCCUACACCUUCCUGGAUGAGAAAGCCAGAGGGCGGUUCGGUGUGGUCCGGGAGUGUCGAGAGAACGCCACAGGACACGUCUUCAUGGCUAAGAUCGUUCCGUACGACCAGGAGACUAAGAAGUCCAUCCUGCAGGAGUAUGAGAUCCUCAAGUCUCUCCACAACGACAAGGUCAUGACCCUCCACGAGGCCUACGUCACCCCACGUUACCUGGUACUGGUGGCUGAGCAGUGCAUUGGCAAGGAGCUGCUCCACAGCCUUAUAGACAGGUUCCGUUACUCGGAGGAUGACGUGGUGUGUUACCUGGUUCAGCUCCUUCAGGGUUUGGAGUACCUCCACAACAGACGCGUCCUCCAUCUAGACAUCAAACCUGACAACGUCAUGGUCACCAACCUCAAUGUCAUCAAGAUCGUAGACUUUGGCAGCGCGCAGAACUUCAAUCCCCUCUCCCUCAAACAAUACAGCAGAGGCCUGGGCACCCUGGAGUAUAUGUCUCCGGAGAUGGUGAAAGGUGAUGUGGUCGGCCCUCCAGCUGACAUCUGGAGCCUGGGGGUUCUAACCUACGUCAUGCUUAGCGGUAGGCUGCCCUUUCAGGACAAAGACCCACAGCAGACUGAGACCAAAAUCCAGAUUGCCAAGUUUGACCCGACCAAGCUCUACCCCAACGUGUCCCAAAGUGCCUCGAUGUUCCUCAAGAAGAUGCUGAGUAGCUAUGCCUGGGCCCGUCCGAGCACCAAGGACUGUUUCACCCAUGCAUGGCUGCAGGACUCGUACCUGAUGAAGCUGAGGAGACAGACGCUCACCUUCACCACCACCAAGCUGAAGGAGUUCCUGGGGGAGCACCAUCGACGUCGCACCGAGGUCGCCACCAAACACAGGGUCCUCCUACGCUCCUACUCCAGCUCAGCUUCUUCAACCACAUCGACCACACCAAACCUACCUAAGUGAAGGCAUAUGACUUAUGUCAGUGUUAACUAGCCACCAGAGGGUGGAGGUAUGGGGGAUGUGUGGUGCACAACAGUGGGCUCCAUGAUAGAGGGAGGACUCUGAGUCCUCAUCCCCCACAGAGUGGGGCGGUGCCUGAGUAAGUUAUGGGAGUGGGGAUUAGAGCCAUGAGCAUUGCACCAGCCCACAGACUGCAUGGAGUCUCAUUCUACUGAGACCUAACAGAAUGAAUCUUGGACAGUUCAUCAACUGAGAUUUGAAUCCAGUUGUUGGGUUGUUGGAUACCACGGUUUCAAAAUAUUGAGUUAUCGUUUGUUUUUGGACCUGGCACGAUUUGUUUCUGCUUCAGGUCUACUGUCUGCUAGUACUACUCCGAGCUUGCUAUCGCAAUGUGUGUAGAACUUUUAAAUAUAUAAAACAGGACAUUUGGUUUGGAAAAUGAAUUCAAUACAAUUAACCUGGAACACACAUAUUUGUCAGUUUGAUUUUAGAGCACAGCCUUAUUUCUGCAUCCUGAUAUUUGGUGGUGAUUAUGGGAAUGUACCAUCAUUUAUGCUGCUAAUUUAUGUUGCAUUUAUUUACACAUUUCAAAAAUGCAAAACCAAAAAUAAAAACGUUUUUGUUCAUGAAAUUGUAUGUGACCUGUUGACCUUUUUCAUGUUAAUUUAUUUGCAUGUGUGCUUGUUUUUCUUCUUUUGGGUGAUUUUCUAAAUACAAUGAAAACAGUGAAAAAAUGUUGCUCACCUUUGUGAUUAUACUGUUCAUAGACACAGAUAACAAACCUGUGAAUAUAGUAGAGUAUCUUAGUAGUCAGUGGAGCAACCUGAUGUCCUGUGGUUGAUGCUCAAGUUGAAUAAUAGUGCAACUUCAUUGAUGAAAACGGUCAGACUUUGAUUAUGUAGAUUCUGUAGUCUUCUAUUGGAUUUGUCACACCUCAUCAACGUCAUCACUGCGCCAAUGGCUGGACUAGCAUUCUACAGUAUGUUCUGUUGAUUGGACAGGUUGCUCUUAGCUUGACCAGCAGUCUGUUAGUGAGUCAAUUUUGCCUAAAAUGGGUCAAUUUACAAACUUUAUCAUGUAAAUGUGUUGUCUUACUACUUGCAGUAUGUGUUCUGUUAAUUUAUUGAACUAUUCAUAUCAUACAAUUUUGGGGCACUUUUGUCAACCAUUAGGCCUCCUGUACAAAAUGGACAUAGGUGCCAUGAAGAAAAAAUAUACAGAAAGUCAUUUUUGGUAUACAGAGACUCUUAUGUAUUACUUUUCAUCAUACAUACAGUAUUUCUUUUUGUAUGAAUUUGGAUGGUUGAAUAUUUGUAAAUGUUUUAAUUUGCAGUGUUUAUAAUGUGGAAAUGGUUUAAAAUGUUUUUAUGAAGUAGUGUGUAAUAAACUAUUGAUACAA